AUGGGCUCCAUAUUUUCAUCAAUCAACUCAUCCAAACCUUCGAAAACAGACUCUAAGCCUCCUUAUGAUGGCCCGAAUCGAUACCCUUAUGUGCGUAACGGCCAGCUUGUCCCUGUCGAAGCGAAUCCAAUCAUUUGGUACGAACGCUUGUUUGAGAUUGCGGACUGUGUACAACACCAAGACACGGACAAAGUCAUCAUAUUCACCCCCAUCUGCGAUGAAGACAACGGCUUCUAUCCAGACCCCAGAUCGAGGCAUGGCUGGCCGAUCAAGCGCUUGCGAAAGGCGUACGAGCUGCUCGGUGGACCACACCCGCGCAUCGUUCGGUAUAUCGGCGCGCUAUACAGCACUUCGGGUGAUGGCGUAGUCGUUGAAAGACUGGAACCAGGCCAACUCAAGAGGGUUGAGGUGCCUGCGAUGACAGUGCCUGUAGUAGCGCAAACGAUGUCGCACGACGAUAAGAUCAUGCUAUCGCUGUAUUACCGAUGGGCAAUACAAGCACUCUCCGCCUUCCGGCUCAUGCAUGCUCGAUCCAUCUACACUGGGUUCUUCUCAUCGCAACUCGUGUGGAUACGCCCGGACUUCUCGCUCGCAGUGACUGGAUUCAUCAGCGCCACUGCAACAGAGAUCGAGGACGAGUUCUGGAAAGAUGCUGCCGAAUAUUCGAAAGCAAUACGACAAGAGUCCGGCUUACCAGAACCAUGUGAUCCGGAUAACAUGGCAUCGGAGUGUAACUGGAGCGACGGUGAGUGGGUAGGGGACGACAUGAUAUAUGAUGGUCCUUUUGAUGAUACUCCCGAGCACGGAGUUUCAUCAGGAAGUGUAAAGGCAGACAUGUGA
This is a messenger RNA of Alternaria arbusti, 840 nucleotides long. RefSeq lists its product as uncharacterized. The transcript has 2 exons. The record is from RefSeq and is a predicted model, not a curated record. Bases 1 to 840 code for a protein of 279 amino acids. Lineage: Eukaryota; Fungi; Ascomycota; Dothideomycetes; Pleosporales; Pleosporaceae.